AUGUCUAGCUCAAAAUUUGACACAGCUGUCAGGUUGUUAGAAUCACCGACGUUUGAUAGCCGUUGGUUUUUUGAGUUUGCUAAACGGAAAUUAAUCAUCAAGAUUUCAUGCAAUGCACAUGCCAUUCUUGACGUUGAUAUGGAGCCACUGGGAACUGGACUCUGCUUGCCCAAUGCUAGUUUGGUUUUUGAGGGAAAACUUGCUGUACUUCGUGCUCUGUUGCCUGUGGGGAAAGGCGAUGAGGUAUUGAUAAGUUACAUAGACCUUUGUCAAACCACCAGGGAUCGACGGGACGAUCUCAAUGAAAAAUACCAUUUUGUUUGCUCAUGUCGCCGCUGCUGUAAGUAUGAUAAAAUCGAUGAUCAAAUUUUGGAUGCUCUGCGAUGCAAGCAUGGCAAAUGCGAUGGUUUCUUGGUUGAUAAAUGCGGAAUUUACAGUCGGGACCUGAAUCUUGAAUGCAGCAAAUGUGGACAUGUCAGGACUUCGGAAGUGGAAAGAAGAGCAAAGAGAAAAUUAGAACCACUGCUUGCCAAGGCUGGAUUUGUUGUAGAUUAUGAGGGAGCUCUGUCUACAUAUAAGAAAAUUGAGGCAGCGACCCUGGAUCUUUUCCAUCCUUCUUCAUUGCCCGUGAUGCUUGUCAGAUAUUUACUUACAAAGCUCCAUAUGGAGACAGGAGAUACACAAGCAGCGCUGGAAUGUUGUAGAUUGGUAACACCAGUACGUGAAAGACUAUUACAAAGAAACGAUCCUGUUCUUGGACGGCACUACUACCUACGAGGGAGGCUUGAAGGGUUAGAAAAUUUUCUUUGUGUCUCCAUUAUCUUUAAUAUUAUGAACAUGAAAAGGAUGUUUGUUUAUUACAGAGUUAAAGGGAACAAAGAGGAUGGUCGGGAUUAUCUGAUCAGGGCACGUGAUAUACUGGAAAUUACUCAUGGACCAAAUUUCCCUUUGGUGAGAGAACUCUUGGAUUGUGACAGAAUUCUUGGACGACUUGGCCAAGGAACAAGUGGGAGGCCCUAG
Molecule: messenger RNA, 1020 nt
Organism: Theobroma umbraticum
Lineage: Eukaryota; Viridiplantae; Streptophyta; Magnoliopsida; Malvales; Malvaceae
Product: histone-lysine N-methyltransferase ASHR1-like
Cellular component (GO): nucleus
Molecular function (GO): protein binding
Source: RefSeq, a predicted model, not a curated record